Apiotrichum porosum is the source of this 2217-nucleotide messenger RNA. It is a transcript of the gene YSH1, whose product is annotated as endoribonuclease ysh1. The record is from RefSeq and is a predicted model, not a curated record. Gene Ontology annotation, molecular function: 5'-3' exonuclease activity; RNA binding; RNA endonuclease activity. Gene Ontology annotation, cellular component: mRNA cleavage and polyadenylation specificity factor complex. The coding region runs from base 1 to 2217 and encodes 738 amino acids. The transcript is spliced from 8 exons. NCBI's taxonomy places the organism in Eukaryota, Fungi, Basidiomycota, Tremellomycetes, Trichosporonales, Trichosporonaceae. Gene Ontology annotation, biological process: mRNA 3'-end processing by stem-loop binding and cleavage.
AUGAGUCACCAUCGCCGCCGCCAUGCGCAUCGCGCACAACCUGUCGUGGAGGUCGUCGCGCCAGGAGCAGGAGAGGACGCGCCGCAGCUCUCGGUGACCAUGCUCGGCGCUGGCCAAGAGGUCGGACGCUCCUGCUGCGUCAUCCAGCACCGUGGAAAGACGGUCGUCUGUGAUGCCGGUCUACACCCAGCUUACCCCGGUCUCGGCGGUCUCCCCUUCAUUGACGAGCUGGACUGGAGCACUGUCGAUGCAAUUCUGGUUACACACUUCCAUGUUGACCACGCCGCCGCUCUGCCGUACAUCAUGGAGAAGACCAACUUUCGCGAGGGCAACGGCAAGGUGUACAUGACCCAUGCGACAAAAGCCAUCUACGGCCUGACAAUGAUGGACACGGUCCGCAUCAAUGACCAGCAUGCGGACGCUGCGGGACGACUGUACAACGAGGCAGACGUUCAGGCGUCAUGGCAAAACACCAUCGCCGUCGACUACCACCAGGACAUUGUUGUGUCUGGUGGUUUGAGAUUCACCCCUUACCACGCCGGACACGUUCUGGGAGCCUCCAUGUUCCUCAUCGAGAUUGCUGGCCUCAAGGUGCUUUACACGGGAGACUACAGUCGAGAAGAGGACCGCCACCUGGUCAUUGCCGAGGUACCCCCCGUCAAGCCGGACGUCAUGAUCUGCGAAAGCACGUUUGGCGUGCACACAUUGCCAGACCGCAAGGACAAAGAGGAGCAGUUUACAACACUUGUGGGCAACAUUGUGCGCCGAGGAGGCAAGGUCCUCAUGCCCAUCCCCUCGUUUGGCAACGGACAGGAGCUGGCAUUGUUGCUGGACGAGUACUGGAACGAGCACCCAGAGCUGCAGGGCGUCCCCAUCUACUUUGCAUCUGGCUUGUUCCAGCGUGGAAUGCGUGUCUACAAGACCUACGUUCACACCAUGAACUCGAACAUUCGCUCCCGCUUCGCGCGCCGUGACAACCCCUUCGACUUCAAGUAUGUCAAGUGGCUCAAGGACCCCAAGCGUCUCGACCACCGCCAGCCGUGUGUCGUAAUGGCCUCGGCGCAGUUCAUGUCGUUUGGUCUCUCGCGUGAACUUCUCGAAGAGUGGGCACCAGACCCGAAGAACGGUGUCAUUGUGACAGGUUACUCGAUCGAGGGUACCAUGGCGCGCACCCUCCUGGGUGAGCCCGACCACAUCGACUCGCUGCGCGGUGGCAACAACAUUCCCCGAAGGUGUACCGUCAAGGAGAUUUCGUUUGGUGCCCACGUCGACUAUGCCCAAAACUCCAAGUUUAUCCAGGAAAUUGGAGCUCAGCACGUAGUCCUCGUCCACGGCGAGGCGAGCCAGAUGGGUCGUCUACGUGCCGCUCUGCGCGACUCGUACGCCACUCGCGGACAGGAGAUCAACAUCCACACCCCAAAGAACCUCGAGACAUUGACACUCACGUUCCGCACCGAGCGUGUGGUCAAGGCUAUUGGGUCUCUUGCCGAGCAGCGGGCCACCCACGGUGCCCCAGUACAGGGUCUGCUCGUCUCCAAGGACUUUUCGUACACUCUCCUCGACCCCAAGGACCUGCGCGACUUUACGGGUCUGUCAACGAGCUCUAUUGUUCAAAAGCAGAGUAUCCCCAUGGGAGUCGACUGGAGCGUGGUGAGGUGGCACCUGGAAGGCAUGUACGGCGAGGUGGACGACAGCGAGGAUGCCGAGGGCCGUCAAGUGCUGACUAUCAUGAAUGCUAUCAACGUCGUCCGCAUGUCUGACGUCGAGGUCCAGAUGCAAUGGGUCUCAAACACCAGCAACGACAUGAUUGCCGACUCGGCGCUGGUCGUGCUGCUCGGUAUCGAUACCAGCCCGGCGACCGUGAAGAUUACGACCAACCCUCACCCGCAUGCGUGCCACCACCACCACUCGGGCGAGCAAAGCGCCGACUUUGACACGCUUUACAUGUUCCUCGAGGCGCACUUUGGCGACGUGACAAAGCCAGCACAGACCGUCCCCGAGGGUAGCGAGGACGACCUGCUGGUGAUGAAGGUGACUGUGGAUGGCGUGAUCGCGACCGUGGACCUGAUCUCAAUGAAGGUCCAAUGUGACCAGGAUGAACUGCGGCAACGAGUCGAGUCGGUUGUCGAGAUGGCGCUCACGACCAUGACACCGCUGAGCCGUUUGUUUGCGGGUCAGGGACUGGAGGAGGUGCGCGAGUUGGAGGAGGAGCAGUAG